Messenger RNA from Aspergillus puulaauensis, 1731 nucleotides. RefSeq lists its product as uncharacterized. The record is from RefSeq and is a predicted model, not a curated record. The coding region runs from base 1 to 1731 and encodes 576 amino acids. The transcript has 5 exons. Lineage: Eukaryota; Fungi; Ascomycota; Eurotiomycetes; Eurotiales; Aspergillaceae.
AUGGCAAGGUUCUCACGAGGAUGGCUCAGUGUGAGCUUCUUCAUUCUCUUCCAGAUUAGCUUCGCCUUGGUCUUUGAUGAAGUUCCUGCCUCUGAUGUUGUCCCGUCGAACCUGCAAACCAGGGCGAGUGGAGAUGUUGACCUCUCCAUGCUGGAACUGCUGAAAAGAGACUCGUUCUACUGGACUGGAACCCAAAAUGGACACCUCGCCCUGGCCAACCUGACCAUCGACCUACCCGGCGACGACGAGACAGUCAUCUCGCUAGACCGAUUCAAGCACCUCGUCGGGUCCGUACAAUGCACGAACAAGACCAUGACCGUAGGUCUCCAAAGCCAGAAAGCGUUCGACCACGUAAAACGCGUCUGGAAGUGGCUGAACGAGGGCGACCCACAUAAGAUAAUUGUCGUUGCUGGCGCCGGCGAGUGUGGAUGGAAUCCCACUCGGAUUCCCUUCUCUGCUUCAAAGGUCCGCUUCAGCGAUGCAGAUAAUACCGCGAACCUCGUUGGCAAGACAAUCGAGUGGAAGGAGUUCCAGAACUACGAACUUACCGUUGGCAACUAUCAGCCUGUAUCGACAAGCGCUUUGGCUCAACGAGAUGUCGACAAGUCCAUGACCCUCCCCUUUGAUAUCCCGCUCCCGUUUAGCAGUGGUAGUCUCAAGACCCCGGUUGAUAAUCUCGAAUUAACCUGGUAUUGUGGUGACUGUGGCACCAAAGGGUCGUUCGACCUUGGUUUCCAUAUAGAAACGAAGCUCGGCAUUCCAACGGAUGCAUCUAUCUCCCUCUCCCCUAAUGGCGUCUCAACGGUCCUCAAUCCCCGAAUUGGCAUCCAGUCCGACCUUACCGGUGACCUUGGGGAUGAGUGGGAGAUUGGAACGAUCCCCAUCGGAGGCAUCACGGUUCCUGGUGGGAUCCUUGAUGUCGGUCCGGAGAUUAUAUUCAGCCUUGGGUACUCGGUUGGGCCUCUCCAGGGCUCUGCGGGCAUCACGACAGGCGUCACAGUAACCAUCCCAGAUGAAGCAGAGCUUGAGAUUGGGCUGUUAGACCCGGAUGUUUCUUCUGACGGUUGGGAUGCGGAGGUCGAGACUGAGGAUGUCACUCUUGAUGCGCGGUUGACGGGUGAUGCCCUUGUUUAUUUCAAGGCUGCGAUCGGUCUUUCUGCUAAGGCGCUUGGCCUAGGAUUUCAAGCUGGUCUCAACCUCAAGCCCUACGCCGGUGCCGGGUUCAUGGCCCAAGCAUCAACCGACGAAGUCUGCGACGGAACUGACUACCACUACGGCAUCAAAGUGUUCCCCAAAGCCGGCAUCUCAUUGAACGCAGACGUGGCCAGAGCGAGCAAGCCCGAGGAUCCAUUAGCGGAGGCUGUCAUCGCGUCUAUCACUGCCUCUAAUCUCCCAACGUUCUGUACUGGCUUCAGUGGGGAUGCGUCUAGUACGCCGGUUCCAUCGAGCAGUGGGAUUGCGACGACGCCGCCGACUCCUAGCUCUAGCCCUAGGCCUAGCAGUACGCCCCUUUCAAGCAGUAUCCCGCUAUCUUCCAGCCACAUUUCUAGUUCCAAGCCUAGCAGUACACCCCUAUCUUCCACUCCUAGGCCUAUUCCUAGCAGUACCCCGUCAUCUUCAGCGUACCCAAGCAGUACCAGUUUGUCGCCGUCGCCGUCGCCAUCACCGUCCAAGUCUCGACAUCAACGUCAGCACUUCCACCAUGGAGCGCAUGGUAGAAGAGUUUACUAG